AUACUGACUGAUUUUCCCUCCCAGCUCAACCAUGUCAAUACUUGACUGGGUAUUUCUCCGGUGCAGAGCUUGUGAAGAGACGGAGAGCUCGUGUGUCCCAAUAUACCGACGUCAUUCACACCGGGAGCUAUCGGGACGUCAUGUGAUUUUAUGCAUCGCAUUGCUGACUCAUGAAUAAACUGGCGGCUAACCGCAUCUGGUAAGCCCCAACCGCCGCAACUUCCAUCGCUGUGCCGUUCGGACGACUGCCGCAGAACCAGCUCUUUCGAACCGCUUCAUUCGCCCUAACCGUUCAUUCUCGAACCCCUUCCCCUCAAUCGUCAUAAUGGUCGUCUACUACCAGCUCGCCGGCAAGCAAGUCGGCUCUCACCACCUCGCUCUCGGUAUCCUCGGAUCCCUCUUCGGUGGUGUCUACCUUGCUACCCGUGGCGGUGGUGCCCAGCAGAAGCCCGCUGCUCCCCCGAUCCAGGCGUCUUCCAAGGACGAGGAGGUUUUCAUUCAGGACUUCCUGAAACAAAUGAACGGGGAGACCAAGAAGGAAAACAACUAGAGUAUCCCUAGGAUAACUGAAAGGCCGGAUGAUGUCCUGAUCUUCAAGACUCGAAACACGAUGCAUUUCCCCCAGGAUGACCCGA
Molecule: messenger RNA, 635 nt
Organism: Aspergillus versicolor CBS 583.65
Lineage: Eukaryota; Fungi; Ascomycota; Eurotiomycetes; Eurotiales; Aspergillaceae
Product: ATP19 family protein
Exons: 3
Coding region: 326-550 (74 amino acids)
Biological process (GO): proton motive force-driven ATP synthesis
Source: RefSeq, a predicted model, not a curated record